CGGGGGGGAAGCGGCGACGCGACGCGACGCGACACGACGGGACGCGACGUGACACGACGCCACGCGCCGCGCCGCGCUGCCCGGUAACACGGCAAGAAGGAGGACGAGCGCAGGCCCGCGAGAAGAGGAGGCGGUUGCUGUUGCUGCUGCUGCUGCUGCUGCCGCUGGUAAACAUGUUACGUUCGCGCAGCGGCGGCAGCGAGAGGAGAACGUACGUCGUGCGCCAACCGAGACCACGGACCGCCGUCGCUGCCAAAUAAGUCCGCGCGCGCGGCGCGAACAUGGCCUCGUCUACGAGGAGGUCCUGGAAGCUCCAGGAAUUCGUCGCUCACACGCCGAAUGCCAAUUGCCUGGCGUUGGGCCACAAGUCGGGUCGUGUUCUGGUCACAGGCGGUGACGACAAAAAGGUGAACCUAUGGGCCGUCGGGAAGCAGAAUUGUAUUAUGAGCCUGAGCGGCCACACCACUCCGAUAGAAUGCGUGCGCUUCGGCCAAACGGAAGACCUCGUGUGCGCCGGCUCACAGACGGGCGCGCUCAAGAUCUGGGACCUGGAGCACGCCAAGCUGGCGCGGACGCUGACGGGACACAAGUCCGGGAUACGUUGCAUGGACUUCCAUCCUUACGGGGAGCUGCUCGCGUCUGGCAGUCUGGACACGGCGAUUAAAUUGUGGGAUAUCCGUAGGAAGGGCUGCAUUUUUACGUACAAGGGCCACAACAGGACUGUCAACAGUUUGAAGUUCAGCCCCGACGGGCAGUGGAUCGCCAGCGCCGGGGAGGAAGGAAUGGUCAAGCUGUGGGACCUAAAGGCCGGUAGACAACUAAGGGAAUUUUCAGAACACAGAGGGCCGGCUACGACUGUCGAGUUCCAUCCGCACGAAUUCCUAUUAGCCAGUGGUAGCGCCGACAGAACGGUCCACUUCUGGGACUUGGAGUCGUUUCAGCUCGUAUCUUCCACGGAACAGAGUCAUUCUUCGGCCAUCCGGUGCCUGUACUUUAGUCAAGGCGGAGAAUGCCUGUUCGCCGGUAGCCACGACGUCUUAAAGGUUUACGGCUGGGAGCCGGGUAGAACCCUGGAUACGAUACCGACCGGCUGGGGAAAAGUUCAGGACAUAGCCGUAGCUCAAAAUCAACUGAUCGGCGCGAGUCUUCAUACCGCGAGCGUCGUUCUGUACGUGUGCGAUUUGAAAAAGAUCGCGCCCCUGGGAGGAAUAUCCGCCGUGAGCUCGCCGUUCAGUCAUGGAAAUUCCCUGAGGAAGAGCUUCUCCAGGGAACGACCUAUCGGGUUGAAGAAACAUACACUGGACGUACGCACGAUAGAAGAGGCGGACAAGUCUGGCACCGAUCCGGAAGACGAGGCCACCUACGCGGAUAUACCCAACGUAACCGACUACAGGGACAUUUUUCAACCGAGUAGGGCGUUGUCUCGCACACCACCACCUCCCGAAUCUUUCGAGGCUUUCCAGGAGCCUCACGACAUAGAUCCGGCGCAGCCGCAGAUACUGCAAAAUCUUUCUACCUCAAUGUCGAACCUGAGCACGAUGGAGCGCGAGGAGGUGCCGUCGGUGACGUCCCCCUCUUCGCCGUCCCCGCCGGCGCCCACGUUAUCCCUGACGAAGCCGAUGCCGGUGCGUGUUCAGCCGAUCAAGUCCUCGCCGCCGGUGCAGAGGAACUCGUUCACGUCGACGAGCCAGAUCAGAGCGAAUCUGCAGGCGAACAACGGUCUGAACCAACGAGCGUCCAAGAACUUCGCGUCGAUACCGCCGUUGCGGCAGAGCAUCACGCCGUUUCCGGGGAAAAGAGCGGUCGCAAACGAACAAGCGGUGCCGCCGCAUCCCUUAGGACCGCAAAGGUCGAACUCGACUCUGACGCCGCGCGUCGCGCCGAUGGCCGCGGUAAUUCCUGUGAUGGACGACGGCAAGUUGAAGAACCGAGUACCCAGCCCAGAUUCCCCGAAGCACUAUCUGAAGAGGCAGAGCAGCAGGGACGGGGAACAAGGAUACGAAAGCGACUAUCCUGUACAAAUUAAUAAUAUAAGACAUAGUCCCUCGGAUCCUGUGCUGAACAGGCCGAACACGGCGCAGUCGAGGUCGACGUCGCUCAACCGAAAUUUUGCUACCUCAACCGCGCUGUCGGCGCGCAACGCCUCCACGACCACGUCAUCGUCUACGAGGAAGCUACCAAAUAAGGCUCAGAUACCACCGAAUCCCAAGGUCGAUAUACGCGUCUCGCAGAUAAGGACCAACGUCGAAGAGGUGGAGAAGGAGGAAUUGGUACCGAUGAGCGCCGACAAGCCUUACGGCUUGGACGUGGAAAAUUUCUUACCGCAUAGUUACACCGGCCCUACGGCGCUGGGCUAUCCUCAGAUGGGCGUGCUGACGGAAAUGUCGGAGGCCGAGGUGUUGAACAGCAUGAUGCGCAGCCACGAUUCGAUAAUGGCGGUGCUCAAGAGCCGGCAUCGCUCAUUACAGAUAAUAUAUUCUCUCUGGCACAACAAGGAUCUCAAGGCCGCCGUGGAAUCUGCAGUCGCGAUGAACGACCUGGCGGUCAUCGUGGAUCUUCUGGGUAUCCUCACGUUAAAACCAACGAUGUGGAACUUGGACCUGUGCAAUUCCUUAUUGGGUCCCAUCAGCGAUCUCUUUCAGAGUAAAUACGAGAUGUACAUAACGGUAGCUUGCUCGGCAUUGAGACUUAUCCUUCGUAAUUUCGCCCCGGUGAUAAAAUCCAACGUGGAGGCACCCCUCCACACGAUCGGCGUCGACGUGUCGCGAGAGGAACGGUACCACAAGUGCCUUUCCUGCUACGAGAAGCUCACGGCGAUACGGGCGAUCCUGCUGAAGAAGCAAUCGACGCCCGGCAAACUCGGCGCCUCGUUCCGCGAACUGGCGGUGCUCAUCAGGAGCCUCGAGUGACCUCGAGAGCGGCGGCGUCGUCUGAGACCCUCGUGAAUUCGACCGCCAGUGUCGUCGUCGGUCGACGACCAUCGGUUUCCUCCCGAUAUUCGGCCCAGCAGCGGCGGAACGAAGGGCCGCGUUGCGGCCGUCAAAUGGAAGCAAAAACCUCUGUCGAGGAGUAGCAACGGCAUCACGGCGCACCGUUGAGGAAACGUCCGUGAAAACACGUGACUCGUGAAGUUUCCUGCUGCUCUGCCACUUUCUUCCAUCGGUCGAUCUGUUUGCCGAUCGCCUUCUCCCUGCCGUUAUCCCCGCAGUCGCGCACCGAUUCUCGGAGAAAGCAAACGAAAUUGCGAGACGUUCGUUAUUUAGUUGCCGAACGAUCGGACAAGUCAUUAUUGAUGGCAAGAAAAAAAAAGAAAAGAGAGAGCCUCGGUCAGAACAAAGAAAGAAAUCUAAAAGAAAAAUUAGCAAACUUUUAAACGAGAGGCGGGUGAAAGCGAGGAAAGACACACGUUGUCGCCAAACAUAUCUAAUAUUAUACUGAAACAUCAGGAUUAAAUCAAUUUUACCAGUUUAAAAAGAAAGCCGUUGUUCUUCAAAGGUAUUUUUAGGAUUUUUUCUUCCUGAUCUUUUUAAAUCCAAAUCGAUUAAGUUAAAUUGUUUUUAGGAAGUCUAGAAAUAUAUUCCUGUUGUCGAUGUGAUAUUUUUAAAAUAAUCAAAGUACAUAUCUUUAAGAAACAAAUUAAACGGAAUGAUUCUCGUGAGAGAGGUAUUAAACUCGCCUUUUCAAUUGGCAGUAUUGGUAUCUCUACGUGCGGCAAUUAAUAAGACCGUAAAUUCUGUAAAACGAAGCAAUAACGAAACAGGAACGCGAAAUGGUUUCGCCAGAUCCCGAUGCAUCAGUAUAUCGAUUUCAGAAUCGCAGAUAGAAAUUAGCCGGGGAUCGUUCCGAGCGAGCGUCAGCUCGUUCGCGCAGCACAAAAUAAAGUCUCGCUGAGCGACGUUUUGCGCCUUUCUUGCCACAGCUCACACGCGAUUAUCGAACGUUUCGGCUGGCAUCAGCCUCAAGUCCGCGGAAACGACGAACGCGACGACGAAUAAUACGAUUAAGCGAAUAACGGGAGCGUAACGUAGCGUAUAACACACCUUUCUUAGCGUACGAGAGAAAUUGUAUUUUUGCGAGGGGUAUUUACGUCCAUUUACUAAUAAAGCAACUCUAACGCGUAGGCGUAGAUACCUUGGACCCCACGGAGAGAGACAAAAUUGUAAAAUGUGAGGUGCGAGCGGGCCUAAGCGGGAGCUUGUACGCGCCUAAAGGGACGGGAAGGAGCGGGAAUUGGAACGGGAAAAGCGCGUAUCGACGAACAAUUCGUUUUUUAUAUUCACGUUUAAAUUAUUUUUUUACGAUAGCGCCCGUGGAUCGGGAACCGCGGGAACUUUUGUAAAUUGUCUGACGUUUCACAGAGCUAGAUGUGUCGCUGUUGCAUAAAGGCGCCACAUAAAGGUGCAUUUUUAAAGAUUUUCGAGCAAGUUUUUAUACUGUAUUUUCGUCGCUGAACGAACGUUUUAAUGCACGCGGUAGAUGUGGAGGAGCAAAAUAAAUCCCUGGAGGAGCACGUAUUAUCAUACGUGCCUGCUUACCGCGAUAGUUUUCGUCUGGUUUUUGCGGAUCUCCUCGCGUUUUGUUUGUGCCGUACUGCGAUUUCGUUGUGACUAGUGACAAAUUAAAAAAAAAAGCGGUGAUCGCGCGACAAGAUCGAGCAGUAUUAAUUUAAGCGUUGCACUCAUUACACUCGUGUUGCAAUAUAAAGGAACAAUCUAUAUUUUCAUACUUCACACGCACGGCCUUGCAACGAAAAUUGAAUCAGUAUUAUCCGAGAGUAUUUAUCGCGAAAGUAUUUUUUAUACGGAACUCUGCCAUAUUUUUGUGCAUUUAUCGCCAAACUACGGCUCUUGUAAUUCCGAGUCUUGACCGUCUAACGUAAUGAGAAGCUGCUUCGCGAGAUAUUUUUGGAAUUCCAUUUGCGACGAGGAUUAAACGACGCUCACUGCCUCUCAAUCUUGUCGCGACGAUCUUUUCGUAUCGCGACUUUUAAUACUCCGCUUUUGAGCUUGUGCUCGGGGGUGGAUCGUGUCGCGCGAGUCGCUAUUCGAAGAUCAAUGAUAAAUUAGAAGAGAUCGUGGUGAGAUAAUUGUAAAAACUAGGCGCGCUCUUCGUAUUCUUCUUUUGUUACCGACGUCGCGAUAGUUAAUCUUUUACCGCUAAUUUUAUGUUUUAUUUAAAUCAUUAAUUAAGUCGAUCACGUCUUCUGUUAAUUAAGUCGAUCGUCCUGCUUUCCCUUCCAACGUAGCGGGAGGCGAUCCUGAUGUUGCUGCCAAUAGAGGAUUAUUUAUUAUAUGUAGUGCAAUACUCGAUCGUGCGAUCGUCCUCCGCGUAGCGAGACCCACACUCGCCUUUUCUCGUCCUCGAGGAAAAGAGAACCGUGCGUUGCACAAAUGAGAGUGCCCAAGAGAUAUAGGUGUUACAACUUUCGACACGUUGCCUCGAAGUAUUAUGUAAUAAAGCGUACAACUCUUUCGUUAAUUUUACGCCUGUCUUUUUCUUUUUUUUUUCUUUUGUACAGCGCGUCGCUACCACAUAUCUCCGCAACCAUGUUCUGCCCCGGCCUUUUUCGCGUUGGAAAAGAAUUUCCAUUGUGAAUCAACGAAUACGCAAAUCGCCGUGUUAAGGAGAACAGAAUCGUUUCGAUUUAUUCGCGAACGCUAGAAUACAUUAGAGAAAUACUGCUAGGCAAGAAGCAGGAGUCAAGGGAAACGGAGAAAAUUCGGAUAAAGUGAACGAAGCCACUGAGGCCUGGAAGAAAAUCCAAUAGUUUUCAGCGGAACGAAAAAAUUUGACGACAGCCGCGCGAAAGGAGAUUUGUUUUCUAUUUUUAUAUACGGGUAAACUAUCGUUAUAUUCAUCCUCUCGAUACUCUCGCAUUAUCCUCGAGUCGCGGGAUACGGUAUCACACUUUGCACACGCUUGAAGCCAUCUAAUAGCACUCUUAGCACAGAUAGACUUUCGCGAAUUGCAGUCUGCCAAGCGUUUUUGCGGAAUGGCGUGGAAUGAGGAGCUCAAGCCUCUAACCGGACGGUCUAAUCGCCUUCGAAUCGGGGGUAAGAAAAUUACGAGGAUACUCGUGGUCUGUUCCGUCCAACUUAUUUUUGUAAGGAAGUGAGAAAGUGAGAGGGAGAGUGAGAAAAAAUAUGAGAGAGAGAGAGAAAGAGAAUGCAUGCAUGAGUCCUUCGAAUGCUCCUGUAACUUAUCGUCCCGUAACUUAUUGCUCCGAUUUUAGCUUAAGCUUACGCUCAUACGUUGCGUGAUAUCGAUCAUGAUUCACGAUCUCGAGCGAGGUUCGUCGUCUCGAGCGUGUAACUUCGCUCCGAGUUGCGCCGUGCAAUCGUUUAUCAUUCGAACGUGGAGUUUGCGUCUCGCAAAUCCCGAUCAUCGAACCGUCUUACAUGUUAUUUUUACUAGAUAACAAAUUUUAUUACUGUUUUACUGAUACACAUUAGUCUACUGCGCGUUAUCGCUGUUUUAUUUUAACAUUCUCGAUUUUUAUUUGCGCCGACUGUGUUAUUUACACGGGAGUAUAAUAAUAAAUUGUGUUUAUUUAUUCUA
Messenger RNA from Vollenhovia emeryi, 6558 nucleotides. It is a transcript of the gene kat80, whose product is annotated as katanin p80 WD40 repeat-containing subunit B1. The transcript is spliced from 15 exons. Gene Ontology annotation, molecular function: microtubule binding. Gene Ontology annotation, cellular component: katanin complex. The record is from RefSeq and is a predicted model, not a curated record. NCBI's taxonomy places the organism in Eukaryota, Metazoa, Arthropoda, Insecta, Hymenoptera, Formicidae. Gene Ontology annotation, biological process: microtubule depolymerization; microtubule severing. Bases 282 to 2909 code for a protein of 875 amino acids.